GACCAUGUCAUUGUAAGUAUACAAGCAGUGCUGAGCUUCGCAAGUGCCGUGUGUGUGACUUCGUGGUUUAUUUACCAACCACCCAGCGUCCCGAACUAGCCAAACUCAGCGUAUAAUCGUUGCCGUGGCGCGCUCCAGCCUGCCGGUGAUGGAUGUGGAGCAGCACCAGUCCAGGACUACUUCCCAGCCGACGGAAGACGACAAUGUUAUCUUUGUUGAACAAGAAAAACCGCUGGGAUUGGUUCGGAGGAAAUGCAUCAUGUGCUUGCUACCUUUCGACGAGCUGGGAUCGAUCGAAACCGAGUCACCGGAAGAGCUGAAGCGAAUCGUGGACAAUGUGUACAAAAUAGCCAAGAUCGAGAUAACCCCCUCUAAUGGCAAAAUCGGACCCCUCUGUGGUAGCUGCCGGGCAAAACUGGGCUACAACUUCGAUGAGGAUGCGUACUACGAAAUGCUGAGUAAAAUGUACAGCGAAACGGGCGCACCCAACCACCCCCCACUGGGCAUCUUACCAUUGAUGGUACCCAGGGGGCAGCAGCCACCUGGUUCAGAGCAAUCCGAUUUUCCCUCGCCGGGUAGCCCACUGUUGGAUGCUGCCUGCGGUACGUUUGUCGUAACUGAGAUGGGCCGAGACGAAUCAGAAGCCUCCUCGGACCUGAAGUGUGUCAUCUGUUCCAAGGUGUUCAACUUCAAGUCCACACUUCGGCUACAUAUCCGCAGCCACCACAACAGCACCAACCUCCGGGAACCGGAACCGCACAAAAUUCCACGCAAACCGCGAUUGUACGAAUGCAUCGAGUGCAAUCUGAGCUUCAAGCUGAAGUACGACUACGACAAACAUCAAGCCAUGCACAAUCGAGCAAAUCUGUUCCAAUGUGAUACUUGCUACAAACUAUUCAAACACAAAUCCUACUAUCUGAUGCACCGGAAUGCAAAACGAUGCAAGGCGAUGCCACUGAACUUGAGUGCCGACGGGAUCGGAAGCAUCGUUCGAAGUCAAACGGGUCGGACCCUCAGCGAUGGUAUCCGGAAUCCAAGCUAGAAAGAUUUAUCAAGCAUGUAAAAUUCUUCUUACGAACGAAACAAACUUCCUUCGUUUUUGCCAUAACUAUCAUACACACACAUUAUAUGUACGUGUUUUUAACAAUUAUUAGCGAUAGUGGUUACUAAUAGAUGUACUUGAUGCCGAACGGUGUACGAGUGGAGUCGAAUCGAUACCAAAUUGGCCAUGUUCCUCCGAUCUAGUCCGGAAUUGUCUUACGACAAAGUUUUUAUUUAUGUUAAGCUUGUUUUUGUUGAUAUAUUUAUUAUAUGUUUAUCUUAUCCGAAAUUGUACAGCACCGAAUUAUUUAUUUCAAACGUGCUGAGAACGCACACAACUCCACCCGAAACGUUACGGCAUCAAACAAAUCGGAUUCUGGUCUCUUCGUUUUAGUCAAUAAUCUUGUAAACGAAUGUUUAAUCAAUACCAACAGCUGCAUAAAACAAUAGAACCCGGCACUCGGUAGAUUUAACCGCAACCAAACACUUCUAAUAGCCCAUACGUCAAAUUAUAUCAACAAUGCUCUAUUUAUACAUAAUUCUCUUCAAAAUUCCUAUGUAUGUGAAAGGUAAACUAAUUCAAACUAAUGGUAUUUGACUUCUUGUUGGUUAAGAUGGAACUAAACACAACAGCAACCGGAAAUACUAAACGAACGGAUAUGCAAUUCCUAAAAAAAAAUAAACAAACGAACCUAUUUGCAACAUUUCUAUAGAUGGGACAGCCAAUGUUACAGUGUGUGAAAAGGAAGAAAUACGGAAAUGUGUUACUUGUGAUGAAACAAAUUGUGAAAACCAAAAAUAAAACAGAAAACUACAUUUAAAAAGUACGCUAGAAAUUAGGAUCCUACAUUUUAUCUUCAAUGAAAAUAAAAAAGUGAUUUUUACAAACCA
This is a messenger RNA of Armigeres subalbatus, 1932 nucleotides long. Its product is annotated as zinc finger protein 1-like. Gene Ontology annotation, cellular component: nucleus. Gene Ontology annotation, biological process: regulation of transcription by RNA polymerase II. NCBI's taxonomy places the organism in Eukaryota, Metazoa, Arthropoda, Insecta, Diptera, Culicidae. The record is from RefSeq and is a predicted model, not a curated record. Gene Ontology annotation, molecular function: DNA-binding transcription factor activity, RNA polymerase II-specific. Bases 149 to 1042 code for a protein of 297 amino acids. The transcript has 3 exons.